Solanum lycopersicum (tomato) is the source of this 1297-nucleotide messenger RNA. RefSeq names its product ras-related protein RABA4d-like. Gene Ontology annotation, cellular component: endosome. The record is from RefSeq and is a predicted model, not a curated record. Lineage: Eukaryota; Viridiplantae; Streptophyta; Magnoliopsida; Solanales; Solanaceae. Gene Ontology annotation, biological process: vesicle-mediated transport. Gene Ontology annotation, molecular function: GTP binding; GTPase activity.
AAUCCAAAACAAAAAAAGAAAAAAAUAUAAGAAAACUUUUUUCUUCUCUUUUUUUCCCUUUUCCAGAAAACAGUUGAAGGGACCCACACUAACCGUUGGUAUUUUUUUCUUCUUCCAAAUUUUCAUCUUUCCUAUGAAUGUAUGAAGCAAAUUCUAAAUUUUACACAUAAUUUCAAAUUUAUGAGAAAUUGAUCUUUGGUCAUUUCCAUAUUUACUGGGGAUCUUGAUUUAUUUGUAUCCUUUCGAUACAAAUUUCGAUCAACACAUCUCUAAUUUUCAACCAUAUGAUAAAAUCCGGAGAUUUGGAAGAUACAUUCAUACAAAUUUUGGGUUGAAGGGGAAAUUUUUUGGGUCAUAAUGUCUUCGAAUUUGUAUGCUGAUCAUUAUAAUCAAAAGAUUGAUUAUGUUUUUAAGAUUGUUUUGAUUGGAGAUUCUGCAGUUGGUAAAUCUCAAUUAUUGGCUAGAUUUGCAAGAAAUGAAUUUAGUUUAGAUUCAAAGGCUACAAUUGGGGUUGAGUUUCAAACAAAAACUUUACUUGUUGAUAACAAAACCGUUAAGGCACAAAUUUGGGACACCGCGGGACAAGAAAGGUAUAGAGCAGUAACAAGUGCAUAUUAUCGAGGUGCAGUUGGCGCGAUGCUAGUCUAUGACUUAACAAAACGUCAAUCAUUCGAUCAUAUGGCUAGAUGGCUGGAGGAACUAAGAGGUCACGCGGACAAGAACAUAGUUAUAAUGCUCAUCGCGAACAAAUGUGAUCUAGGAAGUCUUCGAGCUGUACCAGUUGAAGAUGCUCAAGAAUUCGCAGAAAGGGAGAAUCUUUUCUUUAUGGAAACAUCAGCACUUCAAUCCACAAACGUCGAGGGUGCGUUCAUGACAAUUUUAACAGAAAUUUAUAAAAUCAUUAGCAAGAAUACGCUCACUGCAGCUCCGGGAGCUGAUUAUGGGAAGUCGCAAUCUUUAAAGGGAACCAGGAUCAUUGUUCCUGGACAGGACUCGGAUUCUGGUGGGAAUAGUGGUGGUUGCUGCAUGUCGUCAUGAUUUUUUAUUGAGUUCUGAAGGUCUUUUUAUUUAUCCGAAAUCAUAAUACUACUGGGAAUGUUUUAUGUUUUAUGUAGAAUAGGGAAUUGUUGUUGAUGAUGAAGUUGAUUUAGAUAGUUUGUUUAGCUAUUUGUGUAUACAGUUCAUUAAGUUGUUCACUGGGCAUCAGGGGCGGAGGUACAACCCUUUCUAAGGGUUCUGUCAUGUAUUUGUGUUCAAAAUUUCACUUAAUACGUAUAAACAAUUUAUCCAGAAUCUA